Messenger RNA from Misgurnus anguillicaudatus (oriental weatherfish), 2046 nucleotides. Its product is annotated as receptor expression-enhancing protein 6. The record is from RefSeq and is a predicted model, not a curated record. NCBI's taxonomy places the organism in Eukaryota, Metazoa, Chordata, Actinopteri, Cypriniformes, Cobitidae.
CAGUAGCACGUCUAGUUUGUUUCGCAGUGUUCUUCGCUUGACUGCAUUUUAAACGAAAAAGGAGGACGCGAUGUUAACAACGCUUACGGAGCGCUACGAAGCGUUUUUUAAGCAGAAGAACGUGGUGACCGACUGUCUAACGGUUAUAGAGGAGAAAACCGGCGUUCAGAAACAGUACAUUGCAACAGGUGCAGUCUCUAUUUUGGCUCUCUAUCUGGUAUUCGGAUAUGGUGCCUCUCUCCUGUGCAACUUGAUUGGUUUUGUAUACCCAGCUUAUGCCUCCAUCAAAGCCAUAGAGAGCAACAAUAAGGAUGAUGACACUCAAUGGCUGACCUAUUGGGUGGUUUAUGGAGUCUUCAGUGUUGCAGAAUUUUUCUCUGAUAUCUUCCUGUUUUGGUUUCCCCUUUACUAUGCAGGAAAGUGUUUGUUCCUGUUGUGGUGCAUGGUACCAUUUUCAUGGAAUGGCUCUCAAAUCAUAUACACGCGUGUGGUGCGACCUUUCUUCCUCAAACAUGAAAAAACGAUUGACGGUGUUGUCAAUGACUUGAGUGACAAGGCCAGAAAUGCAGCGAAAGAAGGAUUUGCACUGCUAAAUGCUGAGAAGAAUAAAUGAUCUGAAGAAUACAACGACCUUCUGUUUACAUUUUGUCUGGUAUUUUGUUAAAGUCCUUGAUUUCACUGGAUUAUUAAUGUUUGCUACAUCUGAGCCAGGCAGUACAAUCAUCACAAGUUCACAAAUGGUCUUCAAGUGUUCAUGGCGCGGUGUAACUUACUUUACGUUUAUGUUAUGUAUUCAUCCUGUAAAUUAUUUUAGCACUUUAAAACUUACUUUUGAUAAAUAAAACUGGAAAGUAAUUUAGUGCCUAAAUAUAAAAAAGCUUGAAUUUCUUAAAGGGUACAUAUAAUGCAAAACCCUACAAUGAAAAUCUCAUUAGACAUGAUGUUUUGUUUCCCUUGUUAAUGUGAUGUCACAAUGAUAAAGCCCCGCCCACAGCCUCUGACUGAUUGGAUAUUGUUACACAAAAGCUUUUAUAAAUGUUUGUUUGCACAUUGUAGCGCUAAUUUGGCUAAAUAUACCAUCGCCUCAGACUGUAUUCAAAGAAAUCAGAUCUGUUUUACCUGAAUUGCUCCGUGUCUUUUGGUAAGGGAGUGAGGUGCUGUAGCAGCCAUGAAAACAGUGCUUUUUUGCUCCCACCCAAAUAGGGGCAUUGGGCAUGCUAUAACAAAUGAUCUGUUGGGUAUUUUGAGCUGAAACUUCACAGACACAUGCUAGGCACACCUUGAACUUAUAUUACAUCUUGUUAAAAUGGGCAUAAUAUGUGCCCUUUAAUAUUAUUACAAGGUAUUUUCUGGUGGGUCUAUGGGAAAGUUAGAAAGGUUUGUCUACACAAUUUCGUGUUUUCAUUUAAAGUGAGCGUAAAUGUUUUAAAAUGUGAAUUUAUUUAUCUCUUUGUGGAGGUUACAUGAAUAAGAAGUACAUAUGAAGAGUUUCGUUGCAAAACGAGAUAACUUCAGAAAUCUCGUUUUUUGUUGUGCAUUCCAAUUAAGAUCAAUUCAACUGCAGGUUGUUUGUUUUGAUUUAAACCUUCAUAACUUAAAAAUACAGCUAAGUAGCACCAUAAAACAAAACAAUAACAUGAUAACAUAAUAAUAAACAUGUUUUGACAAAAAUUUUAAAAACUGAGUUAUCUCGUUUUGCAACGAAACUCUUCAUAUCGAGGUUUAUUGUCACAAUUCAAGUUGUUCUAUUUGUGUUUGCCAACGUUUAGCAAAACACUGCACACGUCUUAUUUACAGCAAUUCUGAUGUGCAAAGUAGGCUAAACAAAGCAUCUGAUCUUUAUAAAGUAUAGGGCUGUCAAAAAAACAAAAAAACGGAAGGGUUUUCUCAAGGUUUUCCCGUUCAGUGAUAUCUGUCAAGUACAGUAGACUUUUUAUGUGACAUAUUUAUGAAAAAUACAUUUUUAGUAAUAAUUAUGGACAUUUUAAUGGAUUGAUGAUGCUGAUGAUUAAGUGCAAAUAUAAAUUGUGACCUAGAACCUUAAAA